Astyanax mexicanus (Mexican tetra) is the source of this 2165-nucleotide messenger RNA. RefSeq names its product gastrula zinc finger protein XlCGF7.1-like. The transcript is spliced from 2 exons. Bases 957 to 1736 code for a protein of 259 amino acids. Gene Ontology annotation, biological process: negative regulation of transcription by RNA polymerase II; regulation of cytokine production; regulation of immune system process. Lineage: Eukaryota; Metazoa; Chordata; Actinopteri; Characiformes; Acestrorhamphidae. The record is from RefSeq and is a predicted model, not a curated record.
UAAGGGAGAGUGAUUUGGGGAGAGUGAUUAAGGGAGAGUGGUUUGGGACAGAGAUUAAGGGAGAGUGAUUUGGGAAGAGUGAUUAAGGGAGAGUGGUUUGGGGAGAGUGAUUAAGGGAGAGUGGUUUGGGAGAGAGAUUAAGGGAGAGUGAUAAUGGAAGAGUGAUUAAGGGAGAGUGAUUUGGGGAGAGUGAUUUGGGGAGAGUGAUUAAGGGAGAGUGAUUUGGGAAGAGUGAUUUGGGGAGAGUGAUUAACUUGCGAGUAUUAUAGAGUUAGGAGAUCUUAUGUUUCAAUACAAAUAUCCAUAUUUGACGCUACUUAUUAAUAAUGUAACGCAAAAACAAAAAGUGUAUAAUAUAUUUAUAAAUCAAUUAUCUGUCCCACCUCUACUGAACAGUACAUAAAAGCAGUACAUCUGAUCAGGUAAUAUGUGUAAUAUUGGGUUUACAAUUCAGUAAUGCUGACAAUUUUAAAACAUUAAACUCCAGAUAUAAACAUUUUAAAAUACAGUUAUAAUCCCAUUAAAUUCCAGUUAUAAAGCUUUUAAAUUUACCUUUACAGUCUAAAACCUGUUUACUGGAAAAUAAAACUGAAAUAUACAUGUAAGAUUUCUUAGCAUUUUUAGGAAAACACAUCAUUCUAAUUCCUAAAAUUAAAGGAAAGUUCUGGUCAAGGGGUUAAUUAACAUUUUUAUUUAAGUUGUGCUCUUAGGUAGUGAGGACUCGCUCUCGGGCUCCAUCUAGCGGUAAUGUCUGAUAUAACGGGGGAAUCCGCUGAUUUAUCCUCCUGUACCCCAGGAGGCGGUAAGAAGCGGCCCCGACAGCCUCUAUCCCAAAAACUACAGCUCCCAUGAGGCUGUGCGGCGGUGUAUAGGCGGAGUGAGGAGAAUCUGCAGGAGGAGGAGACAGGCUGAGGUCAGGUGAUCAGAGAUCAGGACUUGAGCAUUAAUGUAAGAAAAUGACGUUGAGAAGCUCCAGCGCAUCUUCAGAAUUUCUCCACACUGAACCUUCCGGCACAGGAAUGCAGAACGAUACAGUCCAGAGAACCUAUCAGUGCUCCGAGUGCGGGAAGAGCUUUAAGCGGCAGACCUAUCUCAGCACUCACCAGAGAAUUCAUACUGGAGAGAAACCGUACCAGUGCUCCCAGUGCGGAAAGUGUUUUAGUGUUCAGAGCAAUCUGCAGAUACACCAGCGCACUCACACUGGCGAGAAGCCCUACCAGUGCUCCCACUGCGGGAAGAGCUUCACCGUCCUGAAUAACCUUCAAAGACACCAGCGGACUCACUCCGGCGAGAAGCCGUACCGCUGCUCCGACUGCGGGAAGAGCUUCGCCAGACAGAACCAUCUCCAGCUCCACCAGAGGAUUCACACCGGAGAGAAGCCAUGCUCCUGCCCGGUUUGUGGGAAAAGCUUCACCAGACAGAAUCACCUCCUGCUCCACCAGCACGUUCACACUGGAGAGAAACCGCACUGCUGCUCGGACUGCGGCCAGAGUUUUAGAGACGGAGGCAGUCUCCGAACACACCGGCGAAUUCACACCGGGGAGAAACCGUACGACUGCUCCCACUGCGGAAGGAGCUUCACCAGGGCUGGUCAUCUGCUGCUACACCAGCGCAUCCACACCGGAGAUAAGCCAUACUACUGCUCAGAAUGUGGGCGGAGCUUCAGACAUUCAAACACCUUAAAGACACACAAGUGCAUCUUCAGGGAGGAGCAGAAUAACGACACCUGUAGCUGAUUUGGGUUUAAGGUCCGAUGUGUAAACGAUCCUCUACCAGAUCACUGCGAUCAGGUUCUGAUCUACCUGAGAUGUUUUACAGGAUUUUUAGAAUUCUUAUAUUACGAAUAAAAAUCCUCCCCAGAACUGUUCAGCUUUAUUGUGUGUGUUACAUUGUGUAUGUGUGUUUGAAUGUGUGUUAGAUUGUGUGUGUGUGUGUUAGAGUGUGUGUGUUUAAAUGUGUCUUUGAGUGUGUGUUAGAUUGUGUGUGUGUGUGUUUAAAUGUGUCUUUGAGUGUGUGUUAGAUUGUGUGUGUGUGUGUGUGUGAGAGAGAGAGAGAGGAGUAGUCUGUUCUGUUCUGAAGCUCUUCGAAUCAUUAACUCAGGUGAACGGAUUGUACAGGAAAAUGAUUCUGUAUUGUAAAGUUUUUUAAUAAAGCGCUGCAAUCUA